Molecule: messenger RNA, 1363 nt
Organism: Caenorhabditis elegans
Lineage: Eukaryota; Metazoa; Nematoda; Chromadorea; Rhabditida; Rhabditidae
Gene: fbxa-48
Product: F-box domain-containing protein
Exons: 5
Coding region: 3-1001 (332 amino acids)
Source: RefSeq, marked reviewed
AGAUGUGUCACAAUUUCUUGAAUAUCGUACCUGUCUGGUUUUCAAAAUUAUCAAUUUUCCAACACACAUCCCCUCAGAAUCUGAAAUCAGCAUCUUUGAUCGAUUUGCCCCUGGAUGUCGCUAACCAAAUUUUGGAGAAAUUGGAGACAUUUGAUUUACUAAGAUGUCGGAAAGUGUGCCGAGGUCUAAAAAACGCUGUUGAUCAAUUUGGAGUUCCUUUUGAAACAAUCACUACAUACUUGUAUGAUGAUAGCUUAACUUUGAUUUUGGACGGAUUUAAAAUUAGUUAUACUUAUGCAGAGAAGAGUCGUACAACUACUCUCGUUUAUAAAGAUCAAAACAAGCAAAUUAAAGGUGCUGAAACAGCAUUCAAGGAUAUGAAAAUAGUAUUGAAGAAAGUAUCAAAAUUAAUCAUAUGUAAUUGGACAAGUGGUGAAAAUAAGACAAUAAUCAAAUCUUUUAUUGAUUUUUUGAAACCAGAAGAAUGUUUUCAUGUGAAAGAGUUAGCAUUUUACAAAUUCUCAAUCGAUGAUAUCACAUAUCUUUUAUCAAAUUUUGAUUCUCAAAAGAUGGAAACAAUUAUAUUGAAUGGAGCUGUUCAAUUGGAUCAGUUUGAACAAAUAACUCUUCUAUAUCAAUGGAAAUGUGCGAAAAACUUUGAAAUUUGGUAUUCCAGACUUGACAGUAAAUUUAUUUUGCAUUUUUCUCAUUUUCAAUGCUUCACUAUCUACAAAAUGUUCAACUUUUCCACAGAAACUGCAGUUGAAAUUCGAGAUAAUCUCAUGAGAAAAAGUGAAUUUCAAAGAUGCCGGAUAUAUUUUAAAAAACUCAAAUUGAAUCCAAUCGAAAUUGCAAAAGUAUUUAAACCGGACUAUACUGGCGGAAACGAGUUCAAAUUGAAAUAUUCAAAUGAUAACACCAAAUUCGUAGUUCAAUACGCGGAAGUUGAUUCCAGAUGUUCUGAAUUUUUUGUAGAAAAAUUCGGAAGAUGCCAACUUUGAAAUGUUUUUGCACUUCUCCACUGAUCCAAGCAAUCAAGCCGUUCCAAUUGAUUAAAUUCUUUAAAGGUACCGAAGAAUAGACUGAACAUCACGGGAAAGUAAGCCGCCAAGUUCGAUACUUCUCACGUGAAUACAUUUCUUAGCUUUCAAGACGUUUAUAAAUGAUGUGAUGAAGAUUUUUAUAUCUGGGACGUAAUUUGCAAAAUAUAAUCUUGAAACAUGCUUCAAUAAUAAUCCCAAAUCAUUGGCGGCAAUGUCCAUGUAGGAUCCUUUUUCAAGUAUCUUUAUUUUUUUAUUGAAAGACACUUUUGCACCACCAGUUGUUGUUUUAGUGUAUUCAAUGCAACUUUCGUUUAGUUUUA